Messenger RNA from Dioscorea cayenensis subsp. rotundata (Guinea yam), 801 nucleotides. Its product is annotated as PLAT domain-containing protein 3-like. The record is from RefSeq and is a predicted model, not a curated record. Gene Ontology annotation, molecular function: protein binding. The transcript is spliced from 2 exons. Lineage: Eukaryota; Viridiplantae; Streptophyta; Magnoliopsida; Dioscoreales; Dioscoreaceae. The coding region runs from base 51 to 599 and encodes 182 amino acids.
CAUGCAUUCACCCAAGCCAAACAAAGCACAAUAGACACAACUACAACAACAUGUUUCCAAGAGCCAUCCCUCUGAUCCUUCUCAUCCUCUGCAUCAUCUCCUCCUUCACAGAAAGUCGUGUGCACAACGAGACUAUUAACAAAAUCAACCGUGAUGAUGCGUGCGUGUACACACUGUACGUCCAAACGGGACAGAAGGUGGCAGCAGGCACAGACUCAAAUAUUAACCUGACACUCAGCGGAGAUCAUGGCCAUGGAGUCGCCAUCCACAACCUGAAAGCUUGGGGUGGCCUCAUGGGUUCCAAACAUGACUACUUCGAGGCUGGCAAUCUGGACAUUUUCAGUGGCCGUGCACCUUGCCUUCCCGCAACUCCCUGCAAGAUUAGACUUACCACCGAUGGCACCGGCAGCUUCCCCGCCUGGUACUGUGACUAUGUUGAGGUUACUACUACUCGCCCUGGAAGCCUUUGUGCCAAAACAAACUUCUCCGUCGGGCAGUGGCUCAACAUCUUUACGCUCUAUACUGCCAACGUUGACUACUGUUCUAAGACGGAGGAUGGUAAUCGCUUGCCGGCGGCACCACUCCUGCUUCCGGCAUGAGUGUGCCUGUUGUUUAACUACCACUUUGGUUGGCCACAUUGCAUGUGCUGUACUAAGUAUAAGUAAUUGUCAUGUACUCUUGUUUUUGUUCGCGUGGACUGUACUUUUGUUUGUGAUGUACUACUACUCUCUUGUAUGAGCGAGAGAUUGAUGUGCUUUCUUCAUAUUCUCGAAUAAAUGUGGCUUAUCUAUUUUAUUAAAA